AUGACAGUUGUUACUAGUAGAAACAUUCUCUUCGCGGUUCUCUUUUGUGCACUCAUAUGCGCCACCGCCGCCGGUAGGAAGCUUCUCGUGGGCAAUGCUCAGGAGAGUUCGUCGCUCAAUGACGAGAAGACGAUAUCCGUGGGUUACGGCGGCAUCGGAGGCGGUGGAGGUUUUGGCGGCGGUGGGGGCGGAAGCGGACUGGGCGGAGGUGCAGGAUACGGUUAUGGGGGCGGAGCUGGAGGUGGGUUCGGAACCGGGCUCGGAGGCGGUGGUGGAGGAGGGUUUGGCGGUGGGGACGGUGGUUUUCUUGGUGGCGGUGACGGUGGUUUUCUUGGUGGCGGUUUUGGAGGUGGGUAUGGUGGAGGUGGUGGAGGAGGAAUUGGGGGUGGACUACCUUGA
Eucalyptus grandis is the source of this 399-nucleotide messenger RNA. RefSeq names its product glycine-rich protein 5. Bases 1 to 399 code for a protein of 132 amino acids. The record is from RefSeq and is a predicted model, not a curated record. Lineage: Eukaryota; Viridiplantae; Streptophyta; Magnoliopsida; Myrtales; Myrtaceae. The transcript has a single exon.